AUGCCAAAAUUUUCGUCUCAAAGGCGCAAGAAGCGAAAAUUUCAUGGAAAUCGUUUUACGAGUAAGCAAAGCGUUCAAGACGAAGAAAUAGUUGCUUUGGAAAGCACUUCAAGUGGAUCGGGAGCGAGUUCUUUGCACUGUCAGAAGUAAGCGGAGGAAUGUUCGGCUUCGUUUCAAAAGCUUGUGACAAAUACCCAAGAAGAGAAGCCUAAACCAGAGGUAGACGACCAACUUUCAAAGGAAAACAGUCCUGCUAUUACAGGGCUUAGAUUUUGUGAUAUGGAGGUGCUGUCGUCUGUUUUUGCGCAGCUACGGUGUGGCGACUGUGGCAAUUUCAGCCUUUUGCUCAUGGAAGAUAACAUGAAGCGGAAGGGAUGUGCCUCGACUUUGCGUUUGUUGUGCGAGCAUUGUGGAUGGAAACAUUCCUUUUGCACUUCGAAGAAGCAGGGGAAGAGCUACGAAGUAAAUCGGCGUCUUGUCUAUGGCAUGAGAACCAUUGGUAAGGGUUAUGCUGGAGCAAGAAAAUUCUGUGCGAUCAUGAACAUGCCUCCACCUCCCACUGAAAAAGCGUUCAUUUUCAACUCACGUGUGAUCGGCCGUCACGUCAAAGAAAUAGCAAAAGAGAGUAUGAAGAAAGCCGGUCAAGAUAUUUAUGCCUUCAAAAACCAAUGCACUGCGUCUGAAGCUGGACCAUUUAAUUGUGGCGUUUCAUGUGAUGGCACAUGGCAAAAGAGAAGCUACUCGUCACGCAAUGGUUGUGUGACUGUAAUAUCCAUGGACACAGGAAGGGUGCUCGAUGUAGAACCCCUCAGUCAAGGUUGCAAACAAUGUGAGCGCCAUGAACACUUAGAUAAAACAUCUCUUGAAAAUCAGACUUGGAGAGCUGAGCACACUAAGUGUAAAGCUAAUUUUCGGGGAUCAGCACCAGCUAUGGAGCCGGAAGGAGCAGAGCGCAUAUUUCAAAGGUCUGUAGAACUGCACAACCUCAGAUACACUGAAUUCUAUGGGGACGGUGACAGUAAAAGUUUCAGUCGAGUAAAAGGAGUUUAUGAAGAUGCUGGUAUUGAAAUGGAAAAGAAGGAAUGCAUUGGCCAUGUCCAGAAGAGAGUGGGAACUGCACUUCGUAAAUUGAAGCGUGAGAAUCCAGGCCUGGGAGGCAAGGGCAAACUGACAGACAGUCAAAUUGAUAAACUGCAGAACUAUUAUGGCAUAGCCAUAAGAUCAAAUGUUGGAGAUCUUGCUGGCAUGAAGAAAGCCAUUCAUGCUAGCCUGAUGCAUUGUGCGUCUACUGAGGCACGCCCACUUCAUGACCAUUGCCCAACAGGCAGUGCAAGCUGGUGCCGGUAUCAGCAGGAUAAAGCCAAUGGCACAAAGCUUUACAAGCAUGGGCCAGGCUUACCUUUAGAGGUAAUUGUAAAAUUAAAGCCAGAGUAUAUUCGACUCAGUGAGGACAGCUUGCUUGAGAAGUGCUUGCAUGGCAAGACACAGAAUCAAAAUGAAUCUUUAAAUGGAAUGAUUUGGCAAAGAGUCCCAAAAGAAGUUUACGUUGGAAGAGAAACAUUAGAAUUAGGACUGUAUGAUGCAGUUUCCCAUUUUAAUAUUGGAGCAGUAACUGUUAUCAAGCUGUUCCAGGGCUUAAACAUUCCUCCUGGAAAAUAUACUGAAGAGGGGUGCAAACUUCAAGAUCAGCUACGAGUGGACGGUGCGGAGUAUAAAAAUAAAGCAAGCACUAAGAAGAGGAGAAAAGUCAUCAGAGGCCUGAAGAAAAGAAAAGAUGACAAAAACAAGCAAAGAGAGUUCUAA
This is a messenger RNA of Porites lobata, 1803 nucleotides long. Lineage: Eukaryota; Metazoa; Cnidaria; Anthozoa; Scleractinia; Poritidae. The record is from the annotation of a GenBank genome assembly.